CGGCUUUUCGGGUUUUGGAGAGGCCAAUUUUGGCCGAUUCGGCAGUCUGAGGGUGUUGGCAGCCGGCGCUUUUUGUGUCUAUCGACCAAAAAGCUUAUUUAAGGCCGCCUUGCGCAAAAAGCGCCGGCAGCCGCCCAAUAUUGACAAAAAUCGUUGUAUUCCCUCUAGGCUGCCCCGAUACGCUCGUUUGGGGCGUCCGGGGGGCUAGAAUCCCCUGGGACCGUCUGAGAUGCCCGACGCGGUGGCUGGGAAGGCCCGAGCCAAAUCUCGCCUUCAUUGGUGGCGUUUUCAGCCCGACGCGCGUUCACGUCGAGAAUGCGGACCACACAUAGGCCGACAUCCCAUGGGCCGCUGCCGCUGCUUUUUGUCUCAGAUCGUCGAAGGCUAUACGUACUACGAUACCCGACGCUGCGGUGGCCCGAUCGGCGCGAUACGGGGCAGCCAAAGGCUGUCGAGUGUCAUUUUUCAUGGUUUUUGUCCGUUUUCUCUGCGAGACGCAGCCCAAUCGCUGCCGCGUCUUUUGCCGCGUGUCGAUAGGCUAUUAUGGCCUUUCUUUGUGAGUGAGUUUGUUGCACGCGGUUGCCCGCGCGUCGAGCUACGGGCUAAAAACCCUAAAAAAACUGAGUGCGGGUGUUCCUCAGGGCUGUCGAACCCACUAGCCAGGCCGCUGGGGCUUGCUAGCUGCUGUAAGUCACUAGGGCCCAAUCGGGGUACGGGGAACCCUGCGACGUAACUAGCCUCAGCCUC
Messenger RNA from Pelagomonas calceolata, 747 nucleotides. NCBI's taxonomy places the organism in Eukaryota, Pelagophyceae, Pelagomonadales, Pelagomonadaceae. The record is from the annotation of a GenBank genome assembly.